Molecule: messenger RNA, 1596 nt
Organism: Funneliformis geosporum
Lineage: Eukaryota; Fungi; Glomeromycota; Glomeromycetes; Glomerales; Glomeraceae
Source: the annotation of a GenBank genome assembly
AUGGCUUUGCAUGAUGUUAGAAUUCUUGUUGCAAUAGACUUUGGAACAACUUAUUCUGGUUUUGCGUAUGUCCAUAAGGCAACUCCUGAAAGCGUUACUAUACACUGUUCUUGGCCAGGACAGGAAGGUGAAGGUAGAUUUAAAACACCUACGGCAUUGCAAUAUGAUGAAAAUUAUAGUAAAAUUACGGGUUGGGGAUAUUCGGCAUUGGAAGAAGAACCUGAUGAAGAAUUAGAUGAUCAAGAAGGAAAACGUUCACGCCCCGUGGAAUUAUUUAAAUUGCAUUUAUCGGAAUUACAAGAUCAUGAAAAACCUUGGUUACCCGCCCAAUUGAGUUAUACCAAAACCAUUGAAGAUUAUUUAUCUCAAAUGAGAGGACUAAUCAAAGAAACUCUUGAGAAACGAUGGCCUUCUUUAAAAUUUCCUCAACAAGUUGAUCUUGUAUUUACAAUUCCUGCUGAGUGGCCUCCAAAUACAACCAGAAUUAUGAGGGAAUGUGCAUAUAACGCAGGAUUGUUGACUUCCCUAAAUUCAAAGAAUAUCGAAUUUACUACUGAACCCGAAGCUGCAGCACUUCACUGCCUUACUGUCGUUAAGGAACAUAAUUUAAAACCUGGAGAUACUUUCUUAGUAGCCGACUGUGGUGGUGGUACAGUAGAUUUAACAUCACGAAAACUUCUUCCAGAAAAUAAAUUGAGUGAAAUUACUGAACGAAUUGGUGAACUAUGUGGUAGCACAUUCGUUGAUAAAGAAUUUUUACAAUGGCUUGGAAGAAAAGUAGGAUUUCCAGCUUUAGAAAAAUUAAAAUCAAAUAACUACGGGCAAAUGCAAUACUUAGUACAAAGAUUUUUUUGUCAACAAUUUGUUGAAGAGGAGUACAAACAACAAAUGGAAAAAGAUUCAUGGAUUAUAAAAGUCAACUUUGAUGAUGUUAAAGAUAUGUUUGAUCCUGCCGUUUAUCGAAUUAUAAAAUUAAUCGGUGAUCAAAUAAAUUCCUCGCGUGAAAAAUGUUCAGCAAUAUUUUUGGUGGGGGGAUUCAGUGAAUCCUCCUAUUUGCUACGUAAGAUUAAAGAUAAAUUCAGUACACAAGUUUCCAUUAUUGCUGUACCAAAUUUACCCAUAUCAGCAAUAGUUCGAGGUGGCAUCGCGUAUGGUCUCAAUGUCUGUACUAUUCAAGAUAGAACGUUGAAGUGGACAUAUGGAGUUGAGGUUAAUCGUCAAUGGAUUUCUGGUAAGGAUAAAAAAAACAGAAGAACAGAAGAUGGAUACAUACUUUAUUUCCAUAAAUUGGCGCAACGUGGUGCAAAGGCUAAUGUUGAUCAAAAAUUUGUGGGAGAAUUUUAUCCUUCAAGACCAGAUCAAGAAAUUUUAACCUUUAGCAUUUAUUUUACUAAAAGAUACGAUGCAAAAUUUUGUGAUGAUCCAGGAAUGAAAUUAUUAGGAAUCCUAAAAAUUAAAACAGAUGAUACUCAUUUGGGUUUAAAUCGUCCUAUUGAAUUUGCUCUUACCUUUGGUAAAAUGGAAAUCAAAGCCACUGCCAAAAAUAAAAAGAAUGGUAAAAUUUAUCAGGAAUCUAAUUUUGAAUUGAACAUUUGA